AAAAGAGAUUUGACAGCUGAUAAAAAACAACAAACAAGCGAUUCCCUUUUUCGACCUGAUCGUUGAUAAUUUCACGGUUUUAAUUAAAUGAAUCAAUGAAAAGUGUGCUGCGGUGUCAAAAAGAUCAUCGUAUCAGCUGUGCAACGGUCAAUAGGUGCUCUAUUGUAGUUGCUGGUAAUUUACCGACUUAUUGGGGUGGAGGAUUUUAUUGAUUUCGGCCGCAGAAUACAUAACAAAAAAAGAAGGAAAUAUAUGUGUCGUGUUGUAUACUUUUGUUAAUCGUGUUCGGCUACCUAUUACAGCAGUUGUGUUGAUAAGGUUUUAGAUUUCUUUUUGAUUCGUUUUUAAAAUUUAUACAUCCGGAGAUGAUGCGUUUACGACGAAAAUUUGUCUUGUAUUUGAGUGGUGUAUUGCUGGCGGUGUUUUUAUUUUUCUACGCACUCAUAAACUACUCCAUUUCACCACAGAAGACUCAGGACUUGAAGUUUAUCGAAUCAAAAUUAAAGGCACUGGAAAAUGGCUUGCAAAAACAUAACGUAGAGGUGGGAGAAAUCAAGAAGCAAAUCGACAACAUCCAAAGUAAGAAUGUUAACAACAAGGACGAGGAGACCCAAAUCCAUCAGAACGAUGGUGCCGAAUUGGAUAAGAGGGAAAUGCAAAACGAAGCUGUAAUCCAUGCUGCUGUGACAUUCCGUGGCGAAAAUCAGAAGCAAUGUUCAUUUAGAAGUGACAUUAUGCCUGUGGUGGAUGUUCAGAUGCUGGACAUUUACAAUGAACUCACAUUCGACAAUCCAAAUGGUGGUGAAUGGAAGCAAGGCUGGCGCAUAAACUACGACAUUCACGAAUGGAAUAGCCAUCACAAACUGAAAGUAUUCGUGGUACCGCAUUCGCAUAACGAUCCCGGGUGGAUCAAGACAUUUGACGAGUACUACGAUCAGACGACCAAGUCCAUUCUGACGAAUAUGCUAGCUCAAUUGACUGACAACGGUGAUAUGACAUUCAUCUGGGCGGAAAUAUCAUACUUCUCCCGAUGGUACGAUAAUUUGUCCACGGAUGAUAUGAAGAAAGUGAAGAAUUUGGUCAAACGUAAUCAACUUGAAUUCGUCACAGGCGGUUGGGUGAUGCCCGACGAAGCUAAUUCGCAUUGGCUAUGUCUGCUGCAGCAGCUUACCGAAGGCCAUACUUGGCUAAAAACUAACUUAAAUGUGACACCAACGUCUUCUUGGUCCAUCGAUCCUUUUGGACAAAGUGCUACAAUGCCAUUGCUACUUAAAGAAUCGGGAUUUCAAAAUUUAUUAAUUCAACGGACACAUUACUCUGUGAAGAAGCGUUUGGCACAGAAGAAAGAACUGGAAUUUCGCUGGCGACAAUUGUGGGAUACAACUGGUGACACCGAACUCUUCACCCAUAUGAUGCCAUUCUACUCGUACGAUGUGCCACAUACUUGCGGACCAGAUCCAAAAGUUUGUUGCCAAUUCGAUUUCAAACGCUUGCAUGGCUUCGGCUUAUCGUGUCCGUGGAAAAUUCCUCCACAAGUCAUUGACGAUAAUAAUGUGGCAAAAAGAGCCGAACUCAUAAUCGACCAAUGGAGGAAAAAGUCAACGUUGUACAAAACGCGAUCAGUGCUCAUACCGCUCGGGGAUGAUUUCCGAUACAGUCAAAGCACCGAAUGGGAAGCACAACGGACAAAUUACCAGAAGUUGUUCGACUACAUCAAUAAUGAGCCGAGUUUGAAUGUAGAAGCCAAAUUCGGAACGCUGCAGGAGUAUUUCGAUUCGGUGCAUUUGGAGAAGAGAUUGGACGAAUUUCCGUCAUUAAGCGGUGACUUCUUUACAUAUGCGGAUCGUGACGACCAUUACUGGAGUGGAUAUUUCACAUCGAGACCAUUCCACAAACGGUUGGACCGAGUUUUAAUGAACUACUUGAGAUCGGCUCAAAUGUUGCACAGCUGGUCGCAAUGGGAUGCCGAUGCAGGAUUUGAUUUUAUGUUGACACAAGCCACAAGAGCUUUAUCGCUGUUCCAGCAUCAUGAUGGAGUGACUGGUACAGCCAAGGAUCAUGUUAUGAGAGAUUAUGCCAAGCAGAUGAAUGAAGCGUUGAUUUUAUGCAAAAAUGUUAUACAACAGUCUGCAUAUCGUUAUCUAACGAAACCUUCCAUUUACCAACCGGACUAUAAGUUUACUUACUUCAAUAUGGACGAUGCUCGUACACCGAAUCCGAAUGAAAGUCGCCAAACGAUCAUACUCGGCGAAGAGCUUCCAACAAAAUAUAUUGUUUUGCACAACUCACUUCCCUAUGUCCGCGAGGAAGUCGUGGAAUUUUAUGUUUCUCGUCCGCUUGUUAUGGUAACGGAUUUACAGGAAACCAGUAUACCUUCGCAGGUAUCUCCGGUAUGGGCCUGGCACAAAAGCAUUAUGAAUACAUUGGCACCACAAGCUUCGACCACCAAAUACAAAUUGGUAUUCAAAGCAAAAGUGCCGCCACUCGGAUUAUCGACAUACAUGAUACAUUCAACAUCAUCGGUAGAAAGCAGCAUCGGCACAACAUUCGCUAAGAUUACCAUACUUACGAAAAGUCCUUUCUCUGUCGUACUGGCCGACUAUCCACAUCAAGUGGAAUUCGCAGAGCCUCGGGAAAUAUCCAUACGGAUUUCAGAUGGACCCGGUGUAUCGUUCAAUAAAUUUGGCCUACUUAAAUCGAUGUCGGUCGAUUCGAGUUCACCAAAUGUUCCGGUUCAUCUAGAAUUUUUGAAAUACGGAGCUCGUCACGGUUCGGAACGCAGCGGUGCUUAUCUGUUUUUGCCGGAUGGGCCAGCAUCACAAUUGGAAAUCGGCAGCCCAGCCGUGUUGGUUACGCAAGGUAAUUUGGAAUCGAGUGUAACAACCGGACUCCGAUUCGCUAUACAUGAGAACAUUCUCAGCGGCGGAUGUUUAGAAAUCCGUAAUUUGAUUGAUAUCGGCGAUAUGGACAAUACUGAAAUUAUAAUGAGAAUGUCGACUGCUAUUAAAAGCGAGGACGUGUUCUACACGGAUUUGAAUGGAUUGCAACUGAUUAAGCGUCAACGCUUCAGCAAACUACCGCUGCAAGCCAACUACUAUCCUGUUCCGUCGCAGAUGUUUAUUCAAGACGAUUCGUACAGAUUGACGCUAUUGAGCGGACAACCAUUAGGCGGAUCGUCUCUGCAAUCAGGGCAGUUGGAAAUUAUGCAAGAUCGUCGCCUCAUUCAAGAUGACAAUCGCGGUCUCGGUCAGGGUGUGCUCGAUAAUCAACCGGUGCUGAACAUUUUCAAACUUGCAAUCGAAAACCUGGAACAAUGUAAUAAACUCAGCAAGGACUAUCCGGCUGGAUUCUUAACAUCCAACACAUUCAUGGAAAUGAAAACGUUACUGCAUCCGAUGGAGAAAUUGAUCUGGCACGAAAAUGAUUGGAUCGGAGUGCUGCCACAUUUCGGUCUGGACCGUACACCAUUUGAGACCGGUGUCGAGGUGGCUGUUUUGCGCGAUCUUCCUCAUGUCAAGGGAAAUGGUAAAGGCAAAUCGUCGAUGGGACUGGUUGUGCAUAGAAAUUAUUUGGAAGAAUGCAGUACAGAAAGCCAUAGGAUGGGAUUGAUAAACAUACGGCAGCUACUUAAUUUAGACGACAACCAGCAGAUUUUCACCGCACCUUUGACAUUGCUGAAGAGGGAAGCGCAAGUGUUAUCUGAAGAAUAUAACGUCUGUCCCAAGGACAUAAAAGCAUUUAUCAUCAAUAGAUGACAUUAGACAUAGGUUUCCAUUUGUGAUGUGCUGUGAGUUCGUACCAUUUUUUCUUUCUUUUGUAAGAAUUUCGUUUCGUUUCAAACAAAUGUAGUGACCGUAAUAUACAAAUUCAAUAGUACAUUGAAAAAUAGCUACUUAUACCAGCCACAUCAUGCAUCGUAGUGUAUGCGCUUUUUGUUUAUACGUUACUGAGUUUGUAAUAACUUAUAAUAAAGAAAUGAUUUGAUGUUUUGGUUUCAAUAAA
Bradysia coprophila is the source of this 4002-nucleotide messenger RNA. It is a transcript of the gene alpha-Man-IIa, whose product is annotated as alpha-mannosidase 2. Lineage: Eukaryota; Metazoa; Arthropoda; Insecta; Diptera; Sciaridae. The record is from RefSeq and is a predicted model, not a curated record. Gene Ontology annotation, cellular component: Golgi membrane. Gene Ontology annotation, molecular function: alpha-mannosidase activity; carbohydrate binding. Gene Ontology annotation, biological process: protein deglycosylation; mannose metabolic process; N-glycan processing.